UCAGUGUGCCAAAGUCGCGAGUCGCACGCGCAGUUCACUCCGCGGCGCAGACACGAACGCGCGCGCACUUUUCGUUCAUUUCCUUUGUUAGCGUUUUAAGGAAAAUGCCAGCGCCGGACUACAGCGUGGAGCUGGAGCUGGGUGAGCCUGCAGAGCAGCUGCUGGAACACGCUCGUCUACACUGUGGCGAGGAUGACAGCACGCGAUUGCAGGCCAUCUACGAACUCAGAGACAUCAUUUAUGAACGUGGCGAGUGUGACCCCCAUCGUAUGGACGACGAGUUUUUAAUAAGAUUUUUGCGAGCUAGAAAUUUCAUACCACAAAGAGCUCACAGACUGAUGGUGAAUUAUUACCGUUUCAAGCAGGAAAAUUCAGAGUUAUUUGAAGAUGUGUAUCCAUUGAAACUUCGCCACGUAGGGGACUCGAACGUCAUCGCCGUACCUCCAUACCACGACCAGAAUGGACGAAGAUUACUUAUCUACAGAAUUGGCUGCUGGGAUCCUAAAGCUGUUCCAAUAGACGACUUAUUUAGAGCCACUAUCUUGGCUAUGGAGCUAGGAAUGCUGGAGCAACGCAACCAAAUCCUGGGUGGUCUGGCGAUCUUCGACUUAGCAGAUAUCGGCACGCAGCAAGCGUGGCAGAUCACACCCUCAAUAGCUAACAAGAUUGUCAGGCUACUAGUGUCUUGUUCCCCUGCAACGACGCACGCCAUCCACAUCAUCAACCACUCAUGGCUGUUCGACAAGAUGUACAACAUGUUCAAGCCAUUGCUCAACUCGACAAUGCGGUCGAAGAUUUUUUUCCACGGGUACGACGUGAAAUCUCUUCACCAGCACAUCCAUCCGGAUCACUUGCCGGAGAGGUAUGGCGGAGUAUGGCCAGACUACUCUUACACAAUCUGGUUGGAUUCAUUGAAAAAUAACUAUGCAGUUGCCAAAGAAAUGAUCUCGUGCGGCUAUAAGUUCCACGAAGAGGAACUAUCCCCUGAAGUUGUUAAGAGAUUAAAGGAAGAUGAUGUUAGGCUAUCGUGAAAGUUGCCUAAAUCUGUUAGUUAUAAAAAAAUCUUCAACUGUUAUUAAGGAAGACAAUGGCUUAGGAUAUUUUUUAUAAUCGGUUAAUUUAAA
Molecule: messenger RNA, 1124 nt
Organism: Papilio xuthus (Asian swallowtail)
Lineage: Eukaryota; Metazoa; Arthropoda; Insecta; Lepidoptera; Papilionidae
Product: alpha-tocopherol transfer protein
Exons: 6
Coding region: 105-1031 (308 amino acids)
Cellular component (GO): membrane
Molecular function (GO): phosphatidylinositol bisphosphate binding
Source: RefSeq, a predicted model, not a curated record